Nylanderia fulva is the source of this 1368-nucleotide messenger RNA. RefSeq names its product protein-lysine N-methyltransferase EEF2KMT. Lineage: Eukaryota; Metazoa; Arthropoda; Insecta; Hymenoptera; Formicidae. The record is from RefSeq and is a predicted model, not a curated record. Gene Ontology annotation, cellular component: protein-containing complex.
CACGCACCGUCUGUUCCCUACCACACCACCGAGUAGCGGCGCAGAAAUCGAUGCACGCCAUGAUUGUUGACAAUUCGAGAAAAAUGUCAAAAAUCUGACAGAUCGUAAAAUAAUUUGACAGCUGAUACAGUUUUCCUUAGACUAAUUACAUGAUGGAUAGUGACAGGCAGCUCGACAUUUCUAUCGUGAAAUAUUUAACGAAACAGUUUCUUUGCUGUACUGUGAUGGUUAAGAUGAAUUUCAUGCCUUUGGAUGGAAAUAUGGAUUAUCCUUUUAGUUUAGAUAUCCAGAAGCAAAUCUUAGAUAGUACAAUAAAUAGCGAUUUGAUUAAACAAUAUCCGUUGAAAAUGUCAUAUCAGAAAGCGUUUUUAAAGUUAUAUAUGACAAAGAUAGAAGAAAGCGGUAAUGAAAUUCAUGACGAUUUAUAUACAGCAUAUUGUAGAUUAAUAUCGUUGCAAGAUGAAGAAUCUGUACAUUAUCGGCAUUUUUUGAUAGAAAAUGGAACAUUAAAUUGUAUCACAUUGAAGGAAAGUACAAAUCUGAUUUCUAAAGGAACUACAGGUUUAUGUAGUUGGCAGGGUGCUGUAGUAUUAAGUGAUUGGUGCGCAGAAAAUAUAGAACAGUUUCAUAAAAAGAAUAUAUUGGAACUUGGAUGCGGAGUUGGAUUGACCGGUAUGAGCAUUAUUAGUGUAUGCUCUCCAAAGCAAUAUAUUUUCUCUGAUUGUCAUCCAACAGUACUAGAUAUGCUUUGUGAAAAUGUAAAACUUAAUUUUCCAUUGAAUAAACAACAUAAACUAUCAAACAUGUGUGAUAAACCAUUAAGGCUAAAAUUGCAAUUAAAAUAUGAACAAACUGAUAUUCAAAUAAUAGAUUUGAAAUGGGAGGAUAUUGAUAAAUAUGUAACAGAGAAUUUCUCGCAACCCGACGUAAUUAUUGCCGCUGAUAUUCUCUACGAAAGCGAUUCGUUUGAUUCAUUGACAUUAGGAUUAAAGCAUCUUUUAACAUCAAAUAAUUAUGCUGUUUUUGCUGCUACAAUUCGCAAUGAGGACACUAUUUCGCAGUUUUUGAAGCAUUUAGUUUUUUUCAUUUUAGGAAAUCACAAUCUUGCUUUCAAAGAGUGUGUCGCACCAAAAUGGACAGUGUUGAUACAAUCGAUUAAUUCGCCUGUUCGAAUAUUCAAGAUUUUUCGGAAGAUUUGACGUCAUCAUUUUAUAUUAAAUAAUUGAUAUUAUCGAUUUAUUUACAAAUGGGAGAUAAUCAGACUAGGAGGAUAAUUAAACAAGCGAAUUUAUUAAUAACCUUAGCGUAAAUUCCUAUACAGAAAGAAUUUUCUCUUACAAUUUACCCUGAAAAUCAUGGUAAUCGUGG